Messenger RNA from Prorocentrum cordatum, 5184 nucleotides. Lineage: Eukaryota; Dinophyceae; Prorocentrales; Prorocentraceae. The record is from the annotation of a GenBank genome assembly.
AUGCGGGACGCCUGGAAGACGCUCUGCGGCUCGCUGGUGGCCGCCCUGGUGUGCACGCCGUGGGCCCUCAGGCUCUUCGACAGCUCCGCCGCCGACGAGGUGCGGCCCGAAGGUGCCGCCCGCUCUGGCGAGCCCGCGGCCAAGGCCGCCAAGGGCGGCUCCAAGGCCGCGGCGCCGCGCAGCGAGGAGGACGGCCCCUCGGCCCAGGUGCGAAGGCUCCUCGCGGAGGUGUCGGCGCAGUUCGGGAAGGGCAACUUCAAGAAGAGCGGCCUCGCCGGAGCGUUCCGGGAGCCGAGGGCGCAGGCGGCGCGUCAGUGCUACCUCGACGUGGGCGAGGGGCUGCUGGACCUGAUGUACCUGCUGGGGGACGUGCUCACGCAGUUCGCCAGGAUAAGCGACGGGCUCGGCGAUUACGGCAUGAUCCGCGUGGCGCCCUGGCUGCACCCCUGCCUGGAGGCUGUGAUGGACAAGGUGGGCAGGCUGCGCUCGCGGCUGGACGAGCUGAAUCAGGCCGUGGACCACGAGCUCGUGCUGGCCAAGGCCCGCGGCGAGAAGGUGAAGAAGCCCCUGCCGUCGGAGCGCCAGAGCUCCCGCGCCCACGCGUGCAUCGCGCGCGCGGUCACGGGCCGUGAGAGCCACGCGGCCGGCCUGCUGCAGGCGCUGGAGGAGCUCAAGGGCCGCUCGGCCCCGGAGCGGCUGCCACACGUCGUCGACAACAUGGGGGACGCGUGCCUCCAGCUGCAGGACUGCCUCGGGUCUGCGCAGUUCCGCCUCUGCGUGGGGGACAAGGCGUUCCAGGAGAUCCCGCCUCUGCGUGACAUGGGCGCCGCGCACCGCGGGCCCCUGGGCAUGCUCGGCUUCGACUCCGAGUACGCCGGAGAGCUGAGCGGGUUCUCCGCGUCGGACUCCGACGGCCAGGACAUCGACGAGGCAGCCGCCGAGCCAGACAACCCCUUCUCGCCCACGUCGGCGAACCCCUUCUCGGCAGAGGUCGAGGGGAACCCCUUCUCGGCAGAGGUCCGCAAGGUGACCCGGACGAGGGCGGGCGAGCUCGCCGGGGGCGACCGCCGCACCCUGCUCCUGACGGGGGGGCACCUCGAGAUCUUCGCGCCGGGGUCCUCCGAGAAGGUGAAGACCCGGGUAGCCGACAGCUGGACCGUUUGCGACUCAUUUACAUUCAGAGAUAUGGGCAGCACGUUGAGCGAGCACGGAGUCGAAGUGAUUAGCAGUGACGAGUCCGAGGCACCGACUGUGGCCGCUACUACCGAGGAGCUCGAUGCGGCGCUGCCCGAGCAGGCGCGGCGGGAGUACGAGACGCGGCGGGAGGCCGACACGCGGCGGGAGGCCGAGACGUUGCGCUACGGGGACAGCGCGGCGGCAGCGGGCGGCGAGAGCGGCAUCUUCGACCCCAGAAAGUACGCCACGAGAAACAAUUUCUUCAAAUACGACGCCGACUCUGGAGUGCAGCGUGAUGCCAUCGAGAAGUACAAGGAUCUCCUCAAAGAUAUCGGCGAGGGCGAUACCAACGGCCACGGCAAGCGCAAGAGCAUGGCGAAACCAGCUGCGUCUGAGGCGCCGCUGGGGUCGGCCAGCAGCGGUGGAGCAGCCGAGGAGAAGUCCGAGUACAUCUACCAGUGGGAUCACCACAUGGAGCUGGCCUAUCGUACAAAAGCGUCGGCCAAGCGCAGCGACCAUCCAGAAUGGGCAACCAAGAUGGUUGAGCCAGAGUCGGCCAAGCUGACAGAUCCGAUGAACGCCGUCUUUAAAGAUGGCACGGUACGACCUAUACCGCAGAUAACGGUUGCCAGUUGGCGCAACGCGCAGCCAGCUGGAGGCGCAGGUGGCAGUGGCAGUGCACCUCGAGCUGAUGAUGCUGCUACCAAGCCCAAGGCCAAGGCCAAGGCUAAGAGUGGCAACACCAAACGAGAGAUGUUCACGGGCCAAGACACGUCAGGCAAUAAUGUAUGGGUCGAUCUGAGGACCGACAAGCCGAGGGGUAAGCCAGUCGACCGCCUGUGCCUGGUAAAGUGGGACGGUGGGAUAACGCCCCAGUUGGUGCAGGUGAACGUCAAAGUGUUCGAGGCCGCCGACUGCCAGGAGGAGUCGCAGAUGGAGGACCAGGCAGUGGACUGGUGCACGGAUCUAGCGAAGCGGUUCUGCGCUGGGGAGAUCGACAAGGUCAAGAUGGGGAAUCUCAAGAAAGACCUGCUCCAAGUCAAGGCGGACGCGCCGUGGGUGGCGAAGAUGAGGAGGGCUUGCAACUGUCGCAGCAUCAUCCAGCAGAUGGCGAUCACCAAGCAGAGCCCCAGGCCCGUCAAACCCGCGCCGAUCGGUGCGCGAAAGCCCGAGGCUGAGCCGAGUGAGCCAGGCUUCGAGAAGCAGCUGAUGGAGUUCUUCGUGCAGUGCGGCAACAAGGACGGCGGCGACGUGCUCGACGGCUUGGACGAAGCCACGCUGACUAAGCUGAAGGAGCUCGACGACCCCUACAUGGACGAGGCCGCGAAGACCAACUUCCACAACGUGCCCAUGCAGAGUGCAUUGGGGAGGAGGUUCUACUUGUACCUCUGCGCGCACAAGCAAGAGAAGGAGGCCUACGACGCGAAGGCGCUCGAUGACAAGCGCAAGCAUCGCCAGGAGUGGUUGCAGAAGAAGUUCAAGGAUAUCGAGGAAUCGAGGACGAAGCUGAUCGAGACCGUCUGGUCUGACGAGACGCACGGCGAGUGGAUGAACUUCGACAAGAUGCUGGUCGAGGAGGGUGCUCAAUCGAAUCUCAAUCCUCGGGCAGUUCUGCAGGGAUGCAUGAACAUCGCCAAGAAGUGCAUCCAGUGUGGGCCAAGGAGGUGCCAGAUCGACCCCGAUAGCGGCAGGCUGAUUUUCCGCCACGUGAAGCGCAAGGACUCCAAGAUCCACCGCCACACGUGGCAGCAGAUCACGGAGGAGCACAACAGGCGCAGCGGCGUGCACACAGUCGAGCAGCUGCCAGCGUCGGGGAGCGGUGAGUCGGCUGCAGCCGCCGAGAAGAUCACGCCUCCGCCGAAGGUGGAUCCUGCAGCCAUCGACACUCCCCCAAAGGAUCAGGGCGGCGCGAAGGGCCACCAGCAGCGCGGCAGGGUGAAGGGCAGCCCGAAUGGCAAGAGCAAAGCGAAGGCGAAGGCGAAGGCGAAGAUGAAAGGGAAGAAAGGAUCCGCGGGGGUUGUCACGGAGGCGUCUGUCAAGAAGCGCUCGCGCGAGGUGGCGGCGCUCUACGGGCAGGUGGUGCUGCGGGGGAACAGGCUCCUGGCAAAGAUCAACGAGGACGAGGCGACCUACAAGUGGGCGAAGAACGACAUGUUCGCGGGCAAGCUGGAGAAAGCGCUGCGCAAGGUGGACACCUUUGUCAACGCCGACGCGGAUCUGGUGGCGAUGUGCGUGGAUGGCGAGGACUGGGGCGUCGACAUGGACAGUGACAUGAACAGGGACCUCUCGACCUUGAACGACCUCCAUGCCAAGCUCGAGGACGUCCAGAAGCACGAGCAGCGCAUCCGCGACGUCGAGAAUCAGGAGGCCGCGUCGGCGAGCCAGUUAAGCCGCCUGAUCCUGAGUGGACAGAAGAUUGGGCCCGACAUCCACAUCGUGUUCGACCUGGGGUUCACGGGCAUCUCGUUGGCGGGCCACUCUUGGGGUGACCACGCCGUCUCCUACAACCAAGCGUGCUUGCAGUGCGAGAAGGAUGUCCACGUCAUAGACGAGACCACCCGAGACCUCAUCCUUACGAAAGGGAAGCUUCACUUCGAUAGGCGGAGCGGCCUGCUGCGGGGCGGCGGCUCGGAGCCGAAGGCGUACCUCUUCGAGUUCGAGCCCGCCCCGAGGGCGGCCGCCUUCCAGGCCGCCGUGGCCCGCCUGCGCGAGAACGGCACGUGGACAGGGAAGAAAGGGCGGGGAACCACUCAGAGCGUCACGUCCAUCGCGGGCGUGCCGAAGGAGUGCACGGCGCCGAGGCGAGCCAAAGCGAGCCGCAUCGGCCAGGUGCCGUUGGCCGUGUCGCUCGACUUCGAGGAGAAGUUUGGUUGGUCCAUGCUGACUAUGCUCUUGCACGAAAUGCUCCCGCGUGCGCAACCGCGCCGCCAGCGCCCUCCGAGACCACGCGGCCCGUGGCGCCGCGCCGCCGCCGGCGGCGCAGCCGCGCGCCUCCGAGGCGACCCCGAGCCCUUCCGGGUCGGCAGGAAGAGGGCGUCGCUGUCCCUGCAGCCCUACCUGGUGAGCACGCCGCGCACGCCGCGGGCAGCGAGCCAGCCGCGCUCCGGGGCCGAGGGCGCCCGCGAGUGAGCCGCGGGCGCGCGAUAGGAGGGACCUGCCCUGCCGAGGCCCGGAAGAAUCCCCGAUCUGCCCCGGUACGAUUUUGUCUUGGUCCUGGCGUCGUCUCGGGACCUUGCUGCCCGCGCGCUGCAAGGAGCCACGUCGCCGGGCGCCUGAGUCCGCGGACGCCCGAGGCCGACGUCCGUGCGCAUUUUUUUUCUCCGCCAUCCUUGGCCAACUCCUGCUCACGAGUGCCGCCCCUGGCUUUUCAACUUUUUGCCACCUGCGGCCCUAGCGGCCUCCUCCGCCGGUCCCCCCCCGGCCUGGCCUCCGCAUGCUGCCCCUGGGGCCGCGCUGCAGGACCUGGGCGCGCAGUCUCCUGAGAGCCGGAGGGCCCGCGCUGCGACGCCAGCAUCGGCACCAGCGUUGUGGAACACCGGCGGUCGCCUCCGCACUGUUGCUGGUGCCGGUGGUCAUCCCCAGGCCACUGAAGUACUCGAGUGGGCGUUUUCGACCACCGCGAGAUCGGGGGUCCUCUUCCCACGGUGGAGGCGGGGUCGCGUUCCGACGCGUGCGCGUGCGCCUGUCAUGGAUGGCAGCUUACCCGUCCUGAGCGACGCCGUCGGUGUACGGUGCGACGAACGUAUGCCGCGAACACCCAUGUUUGGCAUAGUCCUGCUCCAGGCCGGGAGUGUGCAUACACUGAUCGCGUGCCAAGGGUUCGCCUGGCCAGGAUCGGUGUCCGUAGGUGGAUACUUGGCGUCCUCCUACGCGAGUUCGCGCGUCAGGCAUCUGCGGGCGGGCAUGCUCUUCCUCCAGAGUGAUUUUGCCCAACGCCUGUGGACUCUACCAGCACUGCCGCUGCGAAAAGAAGGUGGGAAGCCUCGGUGCUCCAACAUGGAGGGCCUC